This is a messenger RNA of Rotaria sp. Silwood2, 981 nucleotides long. NCBI's taxonomy places the organism in Eukaryota, Metazoa, Rotifera, Eurotatoria, Philodinida, Philodinidae. The record is from the annotation of a GenBank genome assembly.
AUGUCUUCGUCUGGAGCAAAUAAUAGUACUAAUAAUAAUAAUAAUAAUAAUAAUAAUAAUAAUGAAGACACCAAAACAACAAUUUAUUCAAUGCUUACAGAUCAGCCUAUAACAAUUCCUGAUUCUUGUCUUUUUGGUACAUGUAGACCGGUAUCUGAAUUUGAAAAAUUAAAUUGUAUUGGCAAAGGUACAUAUGGUGUAGUUUAUCGUGGUCGAGAUAAGAUUAGUCAAGAAAUUGUUGCAUUGAAAAAAGUUCGCAUGGAAAAUGAACAAUGGGGUUUACCAAUAAGUUCAAUGCGGGAAAUAAAUCUUUUACUUAAUUUACGUCAUGAAAAUAUUGUUGAAUUACGUGAAAUAGCUGUUGGUAAAUCAUUACGUUCAAUAUUUCUUGUUAUGACUUAUUGUGAACAAGAUCUUGCAUCAUUACUUGAUCAUAUGUCACAACCAUUUACUGAAGCACAAGUUAAAUGUAUUGCAUUACAAUUAUUUCGUGGUUUAAAUUAUGUACAUAAACGUUUUAUUGUACAUCGUGAUAUUAAAGUAUCAAAUUUAUUAUUAACUGAUUGUGGUUGUUUAAAAAUUGCUGAUUUUGGUUUAGCAAGACAAUUUACAUUACCAAAUGGUACAAUGACACCCAUGGUUGUUACACUUUGGUAUCGAGCGCCUGAACUUCUUUUUGGUUCUAAAUAUCAGACAACAGCCAUUGAUAUUUGGUCAGCUGGCUGUGUUCUUGGUGAAUUAUUAUGUCAUCGACCGUUAUUACCAGGUCGUUCAGAAAUUCAACAAAUUGAUUUGAUUAUUGAUAUGUUUGGUACACCAACAGAAAAAAUUUGGCCAGGUUUAAAUGAUUUACCUUCAUUAAAAAAUUUUACUUUACGUCAACAACCAUAUAAUAAUGUUAAACAAACAUUUCCAUGGUUAUCUAACGCUGGUUUACGUCUCAUCAAUUUUAUGUUUAUGUAUGACCCAAGUAAACGGUGA